ACUCUAGUUUCCACUACCACGGAGAUUCAUCGCAGGGGAAUCUAUCGAACUACCAGAGGCUGCUUCUCCGGUGACGCUCUAAGCGGCUCUGAAACGCAUCCAGGAUUUUAAAACCGAAGGGGAAACCUGACUGCCUAGGGCAAAUCGAUCCCUUUGCUCAGGUGGAGGACGAGGCAUGGAUGCAUACCUCGACAGGGAUAACAAUCACGCCGCCCUGGAUUCCUACGCAGUUUUCGGUUCGGAUGCUGAAGAGAUCGACUCGGACGAAUCGAGACAAUCCACAUUUUCCUCAGUUUCGACACCAACCGUUCGAAGUGUCGACCCAAGCGAGGAAGCUCCAUACGAGAGAUACACCGCAUACUCUCUAGCAGCGACAGACGGGAGCGCUCGCGGUUCGCCGUUUUCCGGACGCUCCUUCUCUAGUCCCCCGUCCAGUGUGUUCGAUGAAGGCUCCAAUCAAGUAGACUGGUUGCCGCACCUCUUGUCUCCGACCUCCAACGAUCAGAUGAGCGCCAACGGCGACGAAACCGUCGACGCAUCAAGUGACGAGGAUAACGAUGAGCAACGACGGAUGUGGCAUCGUUUGGGAGAAGAACAGAAAAUGAAGCGGAAGCUCGAAUUCCCAGAAUGCAGUAGUUCUGCGAAAAGGAGUUGUGAUGAGCCGAGUAGUUCAAAAGAGGGCCAGGAAGAAGCCGCGGAAGCGAAAAAAGAGGAGGAGGAAGAGCAGUCCAGAAUCGCGGCGUGCUCAGUGUGCCUUGAGGAUAUCGAUGAAGGAGGGGAACACAGACUCGUCGCCCUGAAAUGCGGGCAUCCGUUCGGAGAGAGCUGUGUCAAAAAGUGGUUGCAAACAGUCAAACAGUCUUGUCCGCUGUGUAAUCGGCGUGCCAAAUCGACCGACAUCCGAGUAGUAUUCUUGGAUUGUUUCCGACUCGGUUCUUCGUACGAGCUCGCCGAAGCGAAAAGAGAAGUGCUCGAUCUGCGCACGGCCACCGCACAACAGAGAUCGAUAAUGCGCGAAAUGGAGCUUCAGCUCGGGUCUCUCAAAGCAGAAAACAAAACGUUGUCAGAUAGACUCCGAGCCUUAGAGAAAGGUAUUCAAGUCAGAACGCCGUAUUCGGCGGAAGCCUAUCCGAAGUUCACGUUCCCCAGUGAGUCUUCGUUCACGCGUCUCAGUGGUCACUGCAAAUACAUGGCCGUUGGUGGGGAAAGUCUCGAUUUAGUGGCGGUAUCGAUGAAGCCUUCGGGUGGCUUGUUCGACGGCUAUGGCGUGGAGAUGUGUUCCCUCUACGACCUGAAGAGCUCCCGCCGAGCGAAGAUCAUACACAGACAGGAGAUCAAGGAUCUUGGCUUCCACCCGUCCCCUGUGUAUCCGUGGCUGCUUACGGCUUCCUUCGACAACACGGCGCGGAUCACCGAUGUCAACCACUUCAACUUCAGCAACGUUCAGACAAUCCAAGCGGAGUCGAAGGUCUGGUCUUGCUGCUGGAGCAAGAGCAAUCAGACAAACUUCUUCCUAGGAUUAGCGUCGGGCGCCAUUAAUGAGUACGACACUCGCAUGCCAUCCGAACCCGUUCAUGUUCUGAGGAACCAGGCGAACAGAUGUCCGGUCGUCUCGUUAAGAGCAUUCGAAGUCAGCAACCUAGGCUCUAAAAUAACAGGCAUCUUAAGUCCGCAAGCUCGCUGCUCGAUCCGCAUAUACAAAGAGGAUUCGCAAGACGAAACGGGCUACACCGCUCGAGAUUUCCCGGUGUCGGGUCACUGUUUUUCAUUGUUCUUCGACAAACAGAGCUCUUCGGUGCUAGUGAGCAGCCGUCAGCGCAGCAGCACUGUUCUAAAUGAGAUCUGGAAGCUCACGGCUCAGGGAAAUGAGAUAACGCCAACGUUCCGGAAAAACUUCAGAUCCGGCGGUUCCGCUUCGGUGAUAUCAAGACCAAUAGUUUGUCGAACUCCAGCGGAUGAGGCGUGGGCCUGCUGUUUGGACGAUCGGGGAAAAUCGAUUCAAAUUUAUUCCUGCGCCGACGGCGGCCUCCGUCAUAUCUUGGAAACACGCGAUCCCCAGCAUGAACAAAUGACACAAGUUGCGAAAAUAAGGUUGCCUGGAAGAUCUCAAUUCGCCCUUCUCGGAUUGUCCCUGUAUGGGCUUUCGAUUUAUCAUUGAGCUCAAUGAACUGAUGCCAAUGUUGAAGUGAUAUAUCCGCAAUCGAGACCAAAAAACAUGUCGUUUAUCAUCGAGCUCCAUCGUCAGUUCACGAAAUGAACCACAAAUUCUUUGCAUCGUCAUGGAUUCCUCAGAAUUGACAUCUUGUGACGUCUGGAACAGUUGAAAAAAGCGAUUGUUUUCCUGAACAUCUUUGCAUUUCCAUUGGUCGACUUCCGAAUA
Messenger RNA from Galendromus occidentalis (western predatory mite), 2380 nucleotides. RefSeq names its product E3 ubiquitin-protein ligase RFWD3. Gene Ontology annotation, cellular component: nucleus. Gene Ontology annotation, biological process: interstrand cross-link repair; protein ubiquitination. The record is from RefSeq and is a predicted model, not a curated record. The coding region runs from base 176 to 2158 and encodes 660 amino acids. Lineage: Eukaryota; Metazoa; Arthropoda; Arachnida; Mesostigmata; Phytoseiidae. The transcript has 7 exons. Gene Ontology annotation, molecular function: ubiquitin-protein transferase activity; protein binding.